This is a messenger RNA of Pseudogymnoascus destructans, 1163 nucleotides long. RefSeq names its product succinate dehydrogenase complex, subunit B (gene SDH2). The transcript is spliced from 3 exons. The coding region runs from base 183 to 1037 and encodes 284 amino acids. Lineage: Eukaryota; Fungi; Ascomycota; Leotiomycetes; Thelebolales; Thelebolaceae. Gene Ontology annotation, cellular component: mitochondrial membrane. Gene Ontology annotation, molecular function: 2 iron, 2 sulfur cluster binding; electron transfer activity. Gene Ontology annotation, biological process: respiratory electron transport chain; aerobic respiration; tricarboxylic acid cycle. The record is from RefSeq and is a predicted model, not a curated record.
GCGAACAGCGACACACAUCGCCAACGACAUCAUUCCGAAUUCCUCUCCUGCAACCGUAGCCACGGGUUUCCUUUUGACGCCAACAAUCGAUUGUGCACCUCGGGGGCACUAGCGAUAUUUCCAAUCCCAAGCACGCGUUGAUCCUCGCUCUCGCCAGGUCCUUUUCCUUACCCGGUCUCCCAAUGGCUUCUCUCCGCUCCUCAGCACGCCUCGUGGCGGCGUCGCGCUCGGCCUUCAGGCCUGCGACUGCUAUCCGCUCCUUCGCAUCCGUUGCGCCUGCAGCUACCAGCCCAGCUACUGCCCCAAGCAGUGAGCCGGCGCCGGCGGCACCAAGGACCAAGACCUUCCACAUCUACAGAUGGAACCCGGAUGAGCCCUCCACCAAGCCGAAGAUGCAGGCUUACACUCUGGAUCUGAACAAGACCGGACCUAUGAUGCUCGAUGCGCUUAUCCGCAUCAAGAACGAGGAUGACCCGACACUCACCUUCCGCAGAAGCUGCAGAGAGGGAAUUUGUGGCAGUUGCGCCAUGAACAUUGACGGUGUUAACACCCUGGCCUGCUUAUGCCGCAUCCCUACCGACACCACCCAAGAGUCGAAGAUCUACCCUCUCCCCCACACAUACGUUGUCAAGGACAUCGUACCGGAUCUCACCCACUUCUACAAGCAGUACAAGUCCAUCAAGCCAUACCUCCAGCGCACAACCCCAGCCGAACACGGCAAGGAGUACCUCCAGAGUGUAGAGGACCGCAAGAAGCUCGAUGGCCUCUACGAGUGCAUUCUCUGCGCGUGCUGCUCGACCUCCUGCCCCUCAUACUGGUGGAACUCGGAGGAGUACCUCGGCCCGGCCGUCCUGCUCCAGUCCUACCGCUGGCUCGCCGACUCGCGUGACGAGAAGAAGAUGGAGCGCAAGGCUGCGCUCGACAACUCCAUGAGCGUCUACCGCUGCCACACCAUCAUGAACUGCUCGAGGACGUGCCCCAAGGGCCUGAACCCGGGUUUGGCGAUUGCGGAGAUCAAGAAGGAGUUGGCUUUCUAGAUAGGGUGUGAAAAAGGGGUGAAAGUUGUUACUUGCAGCGGGUUUUUUUGAAGUGUGCUUGUUGGGCGGUGGGUGGAUUGGCUUUUGUGUAGAAAUAUAGGUGAUAGUUUUACAGAGGAAUGAUGA